CUCUGCUCAGGAGAUGAAGCACAUGGAGAAGCUCUCCAGCCUGUUCCAGGGCAGCGGCUCCGGGGAAUGCCAGCGCUCCGAUCCACCCGCGGAGCGGGAAGAGCCCUGGGAGCUGAUCAUGGACAAGAAGCACUUCAAGCUGUGGCGAAGGCCCAUCCAGGGCUCCCACCUGUACCAGUACAGAGUGUUUGGAUCCUACACGGAUGUGACUCCCAGGCAGUUCUUCAAUGUGCAGCUGGACACGGAAUACCGGAAAAAAUGGGAUUCCCUGGUGAUCAAACUGGAUGUGAUUGAGAGGGAUGUGGCCACGGGCUCAGAGGUGAUCCACUGGGUCACACACUUCCCAUAUCCCAUGUAUUCCCGGGAUUACGUCUACGUCCGACGCUACAGUGUGGACAAGGAGAACAACCUGAUGGUGCUGGUGUCAAGGGCUGUGGAACAUCCCAAUGUUCCUGAAGAUCCCGAGUAUGUCCGGGUGAGGACCUACGAAUCCCAAAUGGUUAUCCGUCCCCACAAGACCUUUGAUGAGAAUGGCUUCGAUUACCUCCUGACCUACAGUGACAACCCCCAGACCGUGUUCCCGCGCUACUGCGUCAGCUGGAUGAUGUCCAGUG
Acanthisitta chloris (rifleman) is the source of this 614-nucleotide messenger RNA. RefSeq names its product StAR-related lipid transfer (START) domain containing 7 (gene STARD7). NCBI's taxonomy places the organism in Eukaryota, Metazoa, Chordata, Aves, Passeriformes, Acanthisittidae. The annotation marks the transcript as partial. The record is from RefSeq and is a predicted model, not a curated record. The transcript is spliced from 6 exons. Gene Ontology annotation, molecular function: lipid binding.